CUGUGGUUGGAUUCAGUAUGGCAUCAGAAAAGACCACAAAAAAAGAUCUGCCAGAGGCUGAGGAACAGCAGCAGGCGAGUGCUGUCAAUCGGGUGAGCAGCUUGCCCUUGCUCAACUCUGCAUUCAGCCUGGUCUCAUCUGCUUAUAACUCUGCCAAGGAGACGCAUCCCUGCCUCAGUGGUGUCUGCAAUGUGGCUGAGACCGUGGCUGCUGUCGCAGUAGGUAGCAUGGUCGGUGGGGCACAGCCCAUCCUGAACCAACUUGAGCCACAAAUUGCACUUGUAAAUGAAUACGCCUGUAAAGGACUGGAUCAACUGGAGGAGAACUUGCCUUUUCUUCAACAGCCAGCAGAUAAGGUCAUCUCGGACACCAAGCAACUGGUUUCCACCAAAGUGACAUCUGCUAUGGAUGCUGCUUGUGAGGCAAAAGAAGUAAUGGCUGAUAAAGUGGCUGAAGCUGUGGACAUCACUAAAAAUGUUGUUGGGGACAGUGUCAAGCUGACUAGGUCAAUGGUCACCUCCACUGUUAACAGUGCUGUGGAGGCUGCCCAGGGUGCCAAGGACCUUGUGACUAACAAGGUGACUGAAGCAGUGGACCUCACUAAACACAUGGUGGAGGACAGUGUUGAACUGACCAAGUCUGCAGUUGUUUCUACCAUUGUCAAUGCUGUAGAGGCUGCCCAGGGUGCCAAGGACCUUGCGACUAACAAGGUGACUGAAGCAGUGGACCUCACUAAACACAUUGUGGAAGACAGCAUUGGACUGACCAAAUCUGCAGUUGCUUCUACUAUUGUCCUCACUAAACACAUUGUGGAGGACAGCAUUGGACUGACCAAGUCUGCAGUUGCUUCUACUAUUGGCAGUGCUGUAGAGGCUGCCCAGGGUGCCAAGGACCUUGCGACUAACAAGGUAACUGAAGCAGUGGACCUCACUAAACACAUGGUGGAGGACAGCGUUGGACUGACCAAGUCUGCAGUUGCUUCUACUAUUACUGCUGCUGUAGGGGCUGCCCAGGGUGCAAAGGACCUUGUGACCAACAAGGUGACUGAGGCAGUGGACCUUAGUAAACAUAUUGUGGAGGACAGUGUUGAACUGACCAAGUCUGCAGUUGCUUCUACUAUUACUGCUGCUGUAGGGGCUGCCCAGGGUGCAAAGGACCUUGUGACCAACAAGGUGACUGAGGCAGUGGACCUUAGUAAACAUAUUGUGGAGGACAGUGUUGAACUGACCAAGUCUGCAGUUGCUUCUACUAUUGUCAAUGCUGUAGAGGCCGCCCAGGGUGCCAAGGACCUUGUGGCCAACAAGGUGACAGAGGCAGUGGAUCUCACUAAACACAUUGUGGAGGACAGCGUUGAACUGACCAAGUCUGCAGUUGCUUCUACUAUUACUGCUGCUGUAGGGGCUGCAGUGAGCCAAGCAGUGGCAGGUGGUGUGGAAUCUGUCCUGGGUAUGUCAGAAGAUCUAGUGGAUCACUACCUCCCCAUGACGGAGGAGGAACUAGGUGAACUGGCCACUGCUGCGGAGGGAUUUGGUAUGGCUUCUGUGGAGGAGCAGAAACAGCAACAGAGUUACUUUGUGCGUCUGGGUUCCCUCUCUAACAAAGUCCGACGCCGAGCCUACCAGCACUCCCUCAGCAAACUGCAGCGCAUUAAGCAAAGCACCCAGGAUACUCUCUCACGACUACAGCUGGCAAUAAAACUGAUUGAAUCUGUGAAACAAGAGGUUGGCCAGAAGCUCUUGGAUGGGCAGGAGAAGCUCCAUAAGCUGUGGGUGGACUGGAGCCUGACCCAACCCAAAGGAAACCAAGUUAAAACUGCCUCCGAACAGGUAGAGUCACGGACUCUAGCUAUGCUGCGUAUCAUCACUCAGCAGCUACAACCUGUUUACGAGAAUCUGAAAGUCAGCAUCCAAGGCCUCCCCAGCGACAUCCAGGAAGCUGUGUAUCAGGCCACUCGAAACAUCCACAAGCUCCGCAGGUCUUUUUCCAAUGCUAUGUCUUUCCAGGACCUCUCCAGCAGCACCCUGACCCAGAGCCAGGGCUGGGUGGCAGAAGCCCGAAGGUCUCUAGAUGACCUGUUUGAGUACGUAACUCAGAACACCCCUCUCAACUGGCUUGUGGGUCCCUUCAGGGCCAUAGCUAAAGUAUCGCAGCAUAGCAGAAAGAAGAAGAAAGAUAUGGUGACUGAUGUAAAAUCACUUGUGUUGGAAAAGCCAACAUCAUCGAAGGAGGUGGCUAAGGCACCCAAAGAACCAAAGGGAGCAAACAGGCUCCCAGGGGAAGGGUGUGAAGUGCUGGAGGUGCUGGAAGAGAAGGCAGAGAAAGACACAGAGGUGGCGCUGGCUGCAAAGGAGAUAACUAAUGCACCAAAGGAAGAUGUCUGA
Molecule: messenger RNA, 2381 nt
Organism: Tauraco erythrolophus (red-crested turaco)
Lineage: Eukaryota; Metazoa; Chordata; Aves; Musophagiformes; Musophagidae
Source: RefSeq, a predicted model, not a curated record